AUGCUUGGCGAAGAUGAAGGGAAUACCGUUCUUGAAAAGGGAAAUAAUCCUUCUGUAAAACAAGGAGAGGUUGGAGCUGUAUUUAUAGUACCCAAAAUACUUAUCAGAGAACAUGAAAGAGUGAUACUUAAGCAAAUUCUGCAAAUCCUGGAUCAAGAUGAAUUGGUUCAACCUCCCUUAGACAAAUUUCCCUACAAAAAAUUAGAAUUACCGAAAUAUAUAGAUGAACUUAAGACGAGAGACGCUACUAAUACAUCCUACAAGAUGAUACAAUUGGAUGCUUAUGGUGAGAAAAAAGUGGGUUCGAACGGUGAAUUAUUUGGCGGUAGACAUUAUUUGUUCAACACCUUCACAUUCACGGCUCAUAUGGGUGUUCUUCUGGUACUUUUACAAGAUGUCAUUAAAGUGUUAUACCAAAGCAACGCAACGCAUGACGAGGACGAGUUUAUUGUCCAGCAUGAUCAAAUUCUGGUAAUGGAAACUUCUGAGGAACAAACAAAAUUUUUGGCCAAAAAUGGUGUCAUUCCUGAAGAAUCCAAAGGAUCUUUUAAGUAUAUAACUGCCAGGUCAGCCUUUGUUGAAUUCGGUGCUUCUGUUAUUGCCGGUGGUCAACGCAUCGUUGAUGAUUAUUGGGAAUCUUUAGCUAAAAAGCAAAAUUUGUCGUCUCACCAAAGGGUUUUCAAAUUAUCAACAAAUUUAAUUUCUAAAAUCUCACUUUUACGCCCCUCCUUCCAAAAUAACAGGAUUAGCAAUGCCAAUGAAAUUAGUGCGAACACUAAUAAUACCUGUACGAUUUCUACUUCAAAAUUCGAAUCACAGUAUCCAAUAGUCACGGAACAACCGUCAGCGGAGAUUAGAGAAGCCUAUAUUGAAAACUUUGCCAAAGGUGAGCACAUUUCGGCAAUUGUUCCUGGUCAAAGCAUUAGUGGAACAUUGGAACUCAGUGCACAAUUUAGAGUACCGCGUUAUCACAGCAAAAACUCAUUUCAACAAGCUCUGCAAAUGAAGGCAAUGGACAUACCAAUCGGAAGACAUGAAGAAUUACUUGCGCAAUAUGAAAGUCAAGCUCCUGAUGGUUCCGCUUCAAUUUCACUUCCUAACCAUAUUCCAUCUGUCAAUCCUAGCAAUAAACCAAUCAAACGAAUGCUAAGUAGCAUUCUUGAUAUUAACGUUUCCUCAUCAAAAAACAAGAAGUCUGAGGAGAACGAAAUGAUAAAACCCAUGAACAAGGGCCAACACAAAAAUAAUACAUCGUUAAACAUAAACGGCUGGAAAUUUGAAUCUUUGCCAUUAAAAUCCGCCGAGAAUUCAGGUAAACAGCAAUAUUAUAGAGGAUUGCCGUUAUAUGAAAAAAACACGCUGCUAGAAAGGUUGAAACAGCUGACACCGAACGAAAUUAAAGAACUAGAGCAUUUACACGAUGCCGUUUUUGUUAAUACCGGUUUGCAGAACGUUAGAAAAGUUAGGACAAAAAAAUGGAAAAAGUACUGGCAGUACAAGGCAGGUAUUCCUAUCGGUUUGAAACGGUCUCAAUUGGAUGAAUUCAAAAAUAAAUAUUUGAAAGAUGUGUUGGCGCAAACGAGUGUUACUACAAAUUUUAACGAAAUAACGAAUACGGAUGAAACAAUAACAACAAAGAGGGUACCGAACCCAAACUUCCUAGGAAAUUGUAACAUUAAGGAUUUUAAACCUCCAUACAUUUAUUCUCAUGUGAACAAAGUACCACAAAAUGUCGCUGGGGAUAAAACGGCUGUUAAGCUGGACACUGAAGUAAAGAACACAAAUGCUAAUCCAGUGGUGGCGACGGAUCCGGUCGCCGCUAAACCGGACAACCUGGCUAACUUCAGCAACGAAGUAGCUAUGAAUAAUUGA
Messenger RNA from Saccharomyces cerevisiae S288C, 1872 nucleotides. It is a transcript of the gene SWP82, whose product is annotated as Swp82p. Bases 1 to 1872 code for a protein of 623 amino acids. NCBI's taxonomy places the organism in Eukaryota, Fungi, Ascomycota, Saccharomycetes, Saccharomycetales, Saccharomycetaceae. The transcript has a single exon. The record is from RefSeq and is marked reviewed. Gene Ontology annotation, cellular component: nucleus.